Molecule: messenger RNA, 2965 nt
Organism: Cryptomeria japonica (Japanese cedar)
Lineage: Eukaryota; Viridiplantae; Streptophyta; Pinopsida; Cupressales; Cupressaceae
Product: pentatricopeptide repeat-containing protein At4g02750
Exons: 2
Coding region: 300-2387 (695 amino acids)
Biological process (GO): RNA modification
Molecular function (GO): zinc ion binding; protein binding; RNA binding
Source: RefSeq, a predicted model, not a curated record
ACAUAAGAAUAUAUAUUGAGGAAGUUAGCCAUUAGACCAUUGUCUUCUAUGCCUCCCUAACUUUUUGGGGGAAGGUUUUAGGAUUCAGUAGUAAAAAUGCAUCUGUCAAAUGUUUUCAUGGUCUCGGUAGAUCGAGUUGGUUUGAUGGUGCAGACCAGUCCAAUCCAUAAUAGAAUAUCUCUUUUGAUGUUUUCCAAAUGUGCCAUCAACAAUGCUCCUCGAGUUGAUGCAAUAACAGAAAGAGAAAAACAGUGACAGUAUCCUUUGUCGGGGAUCAAGUGAUUCAAUGCAGGUAUACAAUGGCGGCCUUUCAAAAACAUGCCAAUGCAAAUACCUUCGGUUCAUCAUACUCUCAUGUCGAAUCACUGUGUGAACAGUCUUCCACAUAUGUCCGUGCAUUGCAGGAAUGUAUAAGGAAGAAAUCCUUAGGAGAGGGCCGGCAAAUCCAUGCUUGCAUCAGUAAAAAGUUAAUUGCAGGAAACAUUAUCUUACAGAAUACGCUCAUCAGCAUGUAUGUCAAAUGUGGAAGCUUGGUAGACGCUCGCAGAGUUUUCGAUGAAAUAGCAAAGAAAGAUGUUUGUUCGUGGACUGUGAUGAUCGCAGCUUAUGCAAGGCAUGGUGUUCCUCAACAGGCACUCUCAGUUUUCUACCAAAUGCAACAAAAUGCAGGCGUAAAACCCAACAAUCUUACUUACUCCGCUGUGCUCUCGGCCUGCAACAACUUGGAAUUUCUGAACCAGGGUAUGAAAAUACAUCAACAAAUAAUUAAAUGUGGGCUGGCCUCCAACGUGUUUGUGGCCAGUGCCCUUGUAGACAAAUAUGCAAAAUGCGGUAAAAUUGAUAAUGCACGCCAAUUGUUUGACAAAAUGGGCCAGCGAGACCUUGUGUCCUGGAAUGCCAUGGUCUCAGGAUAUGCCCAGAAUGGGCUUAUGUGUGAGGCACUGAUGCUCUUUAAGGAGAUGCCCGAGAAGAAUGUCAUCUCAUGGAAUUCAUUAGUUGCAGGAUAUGCACGGAACGGCGCUGUGGAUACGGCCUUGAAAUUGUUUGACGAAAUGCCUCAGCGAAAUGUGGUUUCCUGGAAUGCUAUGAUUUCAGGGCUUUCGCAGAAUGGACUCAUUGAUGAGGCCCUAGAGCUCUUUAAGAGAAUGCCUCAACGUACUGUGGUGUCAUGGAAUGCAAUCAUAUCAGGUCUUGCACAAAAUGGGCGGGGGGAGGAGUCGCUUCAGUGCUUUCAAGAAAUGAAAGAAAUUGGCAUGAGGGCGGAUUUCCAUACUUAUGGAAGUAUUCUUCCAGUGUGUGGCAACAUGGCGGCUUUGGAGUUGGGUGUGGAGAUCCAUGAAGAAAUAGUAAGGCAAGGAUUUGAGUCUAAUGUCGUUGUUAUGACAGGCCUUGUAGACAUGUAUGCACAAUGUGGGAGUCUUGGCAAGGCUCGUCAAACGUUUGACAAAAUGCAUCAGAGGGAUGUGGUGGCUUGGAAUGCUAUGAUUGCAGGUUAUGCUAUGCAUGGAUGUGCAGAGGAGGCCUUUCAACUCUUUGAACAAAUGAAAUCCUCUGGCAUGAGUCCUAACCAUAUUACUUUCAUUUGUGUCCUGUCUGCAUGUGUCCACGCAGGACUAGUCGAUGAGGGUUAUCAAUACUUCAAUUCUAUGUGUAGACAUUAUCACAUUGAACCUAAAGCAGAUCAUUACACCUGCAUGGUUGACCUUCUUGGCCGAGCAGGGCGUCUAGAGGAGGCAAUACACUUCAUUAACAGAAUACCAACAAAACCUGAUGCUGUUAUAUGGAGUUGUUUGCUUGGUGCCUGUAGAAUACAUAAGAAUCUAGAGAUAGCAGAAUGGGCAGCAGAACACCUUUUUGAAUUAAACCCUACUGAUCCUGCACCUUAUGUGCUUCUUUCAAACAUUUAUGCCUCAGCUGGUAGGUGGGAUGACAUUGGGAAAGUUCGACAAGUGAUGAAAGAAAAAGGCAUUAAAAAAACACCAGGAUGCAGCUGGAUUGAAGUCGGUAAAAAGAUACAUGGUUUCCUCGUAGGAGAUAAAUCACACCCACAAACUCGAGAGAUUUAUUUAGAAUUGGAGAGAUUGAAUUCAGAGAUGAAAAUGGCAGGGUAUGUCCCUGACACAAGCUUUGUGCUGAGUGAUGUGAAAGAGGAGGAAAAGGAACAAGUUCUUUUCCAUCAUAGUGAAAGGCUGGCAAUUGCAUUUGGGCUACUAAAUACAUUUCCUGGAUCAACUAUCAGAAUUGUGAAAAACCUUCGCAUUUGUGGCGACUGCCACUCUGCAAUCAAGUUCAUAUCUAUGAUUGUUGAAAGAGAAAUUAUAGUGAGGGACACUUACCGUUAUCACCAUUUUAAGAAUGGGCAGUGUUCAUGUGGGAAUUUUUGGUGAUCUUAAUUAUAUAUGUUUGUGCUAGACAGGGAGUACCUCAAGUGUCUUGUGCGUCUGGGUGAAAUGAAGACUUCAAAAAUCAAAACAUUGCCAAUGAAACCUGAUGCUGCUGUGCGAGCUGUUUGAUUAGUGGCCCAGAAAUACAUGAAAAUCUGAAGAUAGCCGAAUGCCUUUUUGAUUUAAGCUUAAAUAUUACUCUCAAAAGCUAAAGCUGAAGCCGGGAUGCAAUUGGAAAUUUACAGAAAACAAUAAAAACAUGGAGAUGAAAAGGUACGCCCGCCUAAGUGCAGAUGGAGUCAGUUCAACAAACAGGAGAUAAAUGAGACCUACAGACACAAGAAAUAUGCAUUUAGUACUGAAAUGACUAACUACUGAUAGAGAAGUGGCUAAGCACAUUCAUGUUACAAGCAUUGAACUGAAUACUGUCAAGUAGAAUGAACCGAUGUUUUAGAAUCAUGGUGAAGAGAACGAAAUUGCAUUUGGGCUACUAAAUGCAUCCUUCAGAAGAACCAUUUGAGUUGUAAGAAAUGUCAAAUGCUAUCUGGUAACUGCCAAAAUGAAAAGAGAUUUAUAUCUAA